GGGGAGGGAGGCGGGAUUUCCCAGGGAACAGAGAAGCGGGCAGUACUCAGCGGCGGCGGCGGCCGUCCUGAGGCGGUUUAAGUCGAUUUUUUUUCCCCCCACAGCCCGCCUUCGGGCGAGGGGACGCCAGCGGCCCCGUCACGUGACGUCGGGCCGGCUGAGGGGGCGAAAGGGCGGCGGCUGAGGGGAGCCCCGGGCCCGUCCCCUCUUUCCGUCAGCUGCCUCCAAGGGGGGUGAUCAGCACGGCCGACACCAUCUGAGGCGGCGGCGACUCGAGCAGGUUUUGUAGUGUUUUCCCGAGCAUGAGUUCAGAAUGAAGCGGCGACUGGAUGAACAGGAGUCACCCUACGCGUCGCAGCAGAGACGGAUUGCCAGCAGCACGGAGCCUUUCCAACACCAGCACCGCGUGCUCGCUCCGGCACCUCCCGUAUAUGAGUCCGUUUCAGAGACCAUGCAGUCCGCUACUGGAAUCCAGUACUCUGUAACUCCCAGCUACCAGGUGUCAACGGUGCCACAGAGCUCGAGCAGCCAUGGGCCCGCACUAGCCACUGUCCACAGCGGGCAUCAUCACCCUACCCCAGUCCAGCCCCAUGGGAGUCAGGUGGUGCAGGGCCAUGCUCACCCGACACCCCCAGCAGCACCGGGGCAGGGGCAACAACAGUUCCAAAGACUCAAGGUGGAGGACGCCCUUUCCUACCUGGACCAGGUGAAGCUGCAAUUCGGUAGCCAGCCUCAAGUCUACAACGACUUCUUGGACAUAAUGAAGGAGUUCAAAUCUCAAAGCAUCGACACGCCGGGCGUGAUCAGCCGCGUAUCUCAGCUGUUCAAGGGCCACCCGGACUUGAUCAUGGGCUUCAACACUUUCUUGCCUCCCGGCUACAAAAUCGAGGUGCAGACCAACGACAUGGUGAAUGUAACGACACCCGGGCAGGUUCACCAGAUCCCCACUCACGGCCUCCAGCCCCAGCCGCAGCCUCAGCCGCCGCGUCUCUCAGCCCGUGGCCAGUCGGCCCGACUCCCCUGCCAGCCAGCUCUGGCUUGCGCCCCUGCCAAGAUCAGUAGGUCACCAUCCCAGUUACAAACACAUACACCCACCAGCCAGCAGGCUCCUCCGAUUCCAUGCAGCAUUAGCUACGCUCCCCGCUUGAUUGCAGCCUGCCUGUGACAAUCUCCAUCAAGGCUGUACCAGAAUAAUCAGCCGGUCGAGUUCAAUCACGCCAUCAACUACGUCAAGAUCAAGAACCGGUUCCAAGGGCAGCCGGACAUUUACAAGGCUUUCUUGGAGAUACUCCACACUUACCAGAAGGAGCAGCGGAACGCCAAGGAAGCAGGAGGAAUUACCGCCAGCACGGCCGAGCAGGAGGUUGCAUGGGUGGCCCUGUUCAAGAACCAGGAGGACCUGCUUUCAGAAUUUGGGCAGUUCUUGCCCGAUGCCAACAGCUCUGUGCUAUUAAGCAAAACCACUGCGGAGAAAGUGGAGUCUGUGAGGAACGACCACGGGGGCACCGUCAAGAAGCCCCAGCUCAACAGUAAGCAGCAAAGGCCGAAUCAGAACGGCUGCCAGAUCCGGCGGCACGCCACUGCUGGAACGACCCCGCCGGUGAAGAAAAAACCAAAGCUACUUAAUUUGAAGGACCAGUCCUUGGCUGACGCCAGCAAGCAUGGCGGGACCGAGUCUUUGUUCUUCGACAAGGUGCGCAAGGCUCUCCGCAGCACAGAAGCGUACGAGAAUUUCCUCCGCUGUCUGGUCAUUUUUAACCAGGAGGUCAUAUCCCGAGCUGAGCUGGUGCAGCUGGUUUCUCCGUUUUUGGGGAAGUUCCCAGAGCUGUUCACUUGGUUUAAGAACUUCCUCGGCUACAAAGAAUCUUCACAUCUGGAGACCUUUCCAAAGGAACGGGCGACGGAGGGGAUAGCUAUGGAGAUCGACUACGCCUCUUGCAAGAGGCUGGGCUCCAGCUACCGAGCCUUGCCAAAGAGCUACCAGCAGCCCAAGUGCACUGGUCGGACUCCGCUGUGUAAGGAGGUUUUGAAUGACACCUGGGUCUCCUUUCCGUCAUGGUCCGAAGAUUCCACCUUUGUGAGCUCCAAGAAGACCCAGUAUGAAGAGCACAUCUAUCGUUGUGAGGAUGAGCGCUUUGAGCUGGACGUUGUCUUGGAGACCAACCUGGCGACCAUCCGAGUCCUUGAGACGAUACAGAAGAAGCUCUCCCGCUUAUCGGCAGAGGAUCAAGCCAAAUUCCGCCUGGACAAUACCUUGGGGGGCUCUUCGGAGGUUAUCCACCGCAAGGCGUUGCAGAGGAUAUAUGCCGAUAAAGCAGUCGACAUUAUUGACGGGCUCAGAAAGAACCCUUCCGUUGCAGUCCCUAUUGUGUUGAAAAGGUUAAAAAUGAAAGAGGAGGAGUGGCGAGAAGCCCAGAGAGGGUUCAACAAAGUGUGGCGGGAACAGAACGAGAAGUAUUACCUGAAGUCUCUCGACCACCAAGGGAUCAACUUCAAGCAGAACGACACCAAGGUCUUAAGAUCGAAGAGCCUGCUGAGCGAGAUCGAAAGUAUUUACGAUGAGAGGCAGGAGCAGACUUCCGAAGAGAACACCGGCCCCCACCUGUCGCUGGCCUACGAGGACAAGCAGAUCUUGGACGAUGCCGCCUCCCUGAUCAUCCACCACGUCAAGCGGCAGACGGGCAUCCAGAAGGAAGACAAGUACAAGAUCAAGCAGGUCAUGUCCCACUUCAUCCCGGACCUGCUGUUCGCCCAGCGGGGCGAGCUCUCUCCAAGCGGCGAUGGAGGGAGGAGAGAAGAGGAGGAGAUGGGCGUGGGCGAGGGGCACCGAGGGGGGGCGUGAAAAGAAAGCACAGCGAAGGGUGGGGGCAGCCCCCCCAAGGCCAAGCUGCUGUUCAGCAACACGGCCGCCCAGAAGCUGCGCGGCAUGGACGAGGUCUACAACCUCUUCUACGUCAACAACAACUGGUACAUCUUCCUGCGCCUGCACCAGAUCCUGUGCCUGCGGCUGCUGCGGAUAUACAACCAGGCUGAGCGGCAGAUAGAAGAGGAGAACCGGGAAAGGGAGUGGGAGCGGGAAGUGUUGGGCGUCAAGCGAGACAAGAGCGACAGUCCUGCCAUCCAUUUGCGGUUGAAGGAACCCAUGGAUAUCGAAGUAGAAGACUACUACCCCGCUUUCCUGGAGAUGGUGCGGAACUUGCUGGACGGGAACAUGGACUCGUCCCAGUACGAGGAUUCUCUGCGGGAGAUGUUCACCAUCCACGCCUACAUUGCCUUCACCAUGGACAAGCUGAUUCAAAGUAUUGUUCGACAGCUUCAGCAUAUAGUGAGCGACGAGAUCUGCGUGCAGGUGACGGAGCUGUACCUGCUAGAAGCAUGCUUGACGGUGCUUCUGGGGGGGGGGAGGAGCCCUUUGUCCCUGCCAGUCAUCCCGCUUCCCCUGGUGGAAAAGCGGCCUAUCAACGCAUGAAAAGCCUGAAAGCACCUGAUGCAGGAUGAGAACUGUUUCAAGCUGAUGUUCAUCCAGAGCAGAGGGCAGGUUCAGUUAACCUUUGAGCUGCUGGACACAGAAGAAGAGAACUCAGACGACCCCGUCGAAGCCGAGCGUUGGACCGACUACGUCGAUCGGUACGUCAAUUCUGACUCCACCUCUCCUGAACUGCGGGAACAGCUAGCCCAGAAACCAGUAUUUCUGCCCAGAAACCUGAGGCGGAUCCGCAAGUGCCAGCGCGGUCGGGAGCAGCAGGAGAAGGAAGGAAAGGAAGGGAGCAGUAAGAAGCCCUUGGACAAUGUGGAGAGCUUAGACAAGCUGGAGUGUAAAUUUAAGCUCAACUCCUAUAAGAUGGUGUAUGUGAUCAAAUCGGAGGAUUACAUGUACCGGAGGACAGCUCUGCUGCGUGCUCAUCAGUCCCACGAAAGAGUGAGCAAGCGGCUGCACCAGAGGUUCCAAGCCUGGGUGGACGCGUGGACCAAGGAGCACGUGACCCGCGAGAUGGCCGCCGAAACCAACAAGUGGCUGAUGGGCGAAGGGCUGGAAGGCCUGGUCCCAUGCACCACCACCUGCAACGUGGAAGACCUGCACUUUGUCAGCAUCAACAAGUACCGUGUCAAGUACGGCACAAUAUUCAAGACGCCCUAAACUCCGGGGAGGGAAAAGAGAAAGAAUAUUAGCAGCGGUGGAAGGGUGAGGCGGAAGAUUUCACUUAGCGUAGCCGUGCCUCAAGGAAAAAGCAAAGACGAUGCCUACCCCCGUUCUACCCUCCCCCUGACCUUUUGUAUAUCUUCAUAACGGUCACUUCGCAACAAGUCCGUAGCCGGUGCACCCUGUCGCCCCAGCGGGGGAGCGGCUUUCCAAACGUCUUCACCUUGAGAAGCUGGAACUGUUGCCAAGGAGACGAAACUUCCAUUUACACAAUAACUUGGGGAGGGGGGGUUUCCCGAAUCUCCGUACAAGAGACCCGCCUUUCCAGUCUACACCAGCAGCGAUCCUCUCAACGGUAUGGCCGACAAGAACAGUAGGUGCUAUGCAGAAGCUCGAAAGGAUAUUGGUGCAUUUAACCAACCCCCCCCCCCCUUCCACCCCCUCAGAAGAAACAACUGAGACUUUUGUGGCCGAAACAUCCUCGCUCGAAAUCCCAGGAACUGCCCAACGGGACAAGUCUGCGCUGCCACAGACUUUUCCGGAACCCUCCCACCGGGUCUCUGGGCUGCACAGUCCAGCCCUUGGAAACAUCAGCUCCGAAAUAGACCACCACUGCCCCCCCCCCCUUUCGAUAUGUCUCCUCCGUCGUUCUCGCUGUACCCCCCCCUCCUCCUCGUGACCUGGACUCUUUGACUUAACAUACGCCAAUUAAGAUUGGUCUGUCCUUUCUAGUGCCAGUGGAGCUAUUCUUUUAUUUGGGGUUGUUUGUUUGUUUUUUUGUUUUUUAACUCUCUUUAUUUUUGUACCUGCUAGUUUUAUUAGUCCCUCUUUAGUGCCACGCACCGCCUGUCCGGCCGCCCACCCAACAAGCGAAGUUAUAUACACCACACCCGUGCUUUCACGACAGCCGCCUCCGAUUUUAAAAAAAAAUGGUUCUCCUCCACCCUCCUUCUUUUGUAAAUAAAUGUACAUAUUUGUCAAUUUUUUUUGUUUUUUUUUUAAUUAAAGAAAGUCUGCUCAACGCGCUAGUAUCACCCUGACUAGCUUCUCGCGUGUACCUUCGUACCAGUCGGCUUCCGGUUUUAGCACCUUCGGGCAUUUUAUUACACUUUCUACCAAAGGGAGAUACCAUUGUAGUGCUUUGCGUGGAAAGUUUGUGUGCGUGUGGGGGGGUUUCUCUCCUUUUGUAAAAAAUAAUAAUAAUAAUAAUACAUCUUGGGUUCUUACUAGACAAAAACGCGUGGCUCGCCAGUUCCCUUGCUGCGUUCGGAGAGGCGCGUUGUCGAAAUUUGCAGACAGUUGGGCAGCAGGGGCGCCCGAUCAUAUUGUCGACUUCCAGGUGGAAAGCGAGAAGACUCGAGCGGGUGGGUGCGCAAGGGAGCGCUCUGUGCCGUGGUGUAACAUGACUGUUUCAAGCAGCCAGUUCAAUACAUGUUAUGCCAUCCUGGUUUUCUUUUGGGGUAGGCGGGGCUGGGAGGUCUUCUGACCCACCUUAUCUUCCAACUCAGAAAAAUAAAAAUCUGCACUUUUGAGAAGCGUGGAUGAGGUUCGUAGAUGGGUUUGGCUGUGCUUCUCUCCCGCAGGCAUGUGUGACUUCUCGGUAUCAGAGAAAAUAAGUACCAAACCAGUAUUUUGACAGAGCUGCUUUUAUGUAUUUGGAGUGUGUAUGUGCCAGGGAGCGGGUGAAGCACAGAGCAAAAGAAUAAAGACAACGGAGGGUUUUGUUUUGGAUUUUUUUGCGGGGGGUGGGGUGAUAUUAGUAGUGAAAUAUGCCAGCGCAAAUAUCUAUUUUUUUAUUUAAAAAAUAAAAAAGGCUUGGUGAUACCGAAUAGCUAAGAAAAUAACCGGGGGAGACGACGAUCCUUUCGAAGGAAUUUUUUCUGUGAUUUUUGUAAACGUGGCAAUCGACUCAUGGUCUCUUCCUCAUCCGAAAGGAAGCGUGGUUGACUCGGGCAAAGCAAAGAGGCCGGGAGAAACGAGGCGCCUUUCUGGGGUUCCUUUUUGCUGUAUCCACCCCCUCCCCCCCCCCCCCGACUUGCUCAUUUAAAUCUAUCCAAAAGGUUUCCGGGCAGGUAAAUUUGCCUCUCUCUAGUGUAGAAGAGCGUUAUCGUGGUCCAAGACUUGAGCGAUAGAGGGAAAGGUGGUAUCCAGAGGCGGGGAUACGCAGGAGAGAGUUUCACCUGUGGUGGUUAAAAUAACGAGAAAGAACUCAACCGGGGGGGGGGGGGGAGUUUUAACAUUAUGCCAGCAAUAACCUAACUCUCCCUUCACGCCUCCUUCCCUCAUCUGUCUUGGGAAGGGAAGGGAAACGUUACACUGUCCUCUUCACUUUGCAGGGUUCUCAUGCACUGACUCUACUCCUCACCGUACCCGUCCUUUGGGAUGCGCCUCUCCCCGCCCCGCCCCACGUUAAAAUAUUGGUGCAGGCUCUCUGUCCGCUUUAAAACCAGCACUUUCUGAGAAGCAUCAGGCAGGAAGGUUGGGGUGGCGUUUGCAGCACCCAAAUGAUCCAAGAAUAAGGGAAAUCGUGCACAGCUGGUUAAGCCAAUGAGGACACCCUUUCCUCUCUUUGGAGCAGGGUUUCCUAACAACAUUUUUCUCCUUUCCUUCCUCCUCCCUCUAUUCCUGAUGUCUGACAUCUGAGCUCCAAGCUCAAAUCCCGGCCUAUACAAUAGCAAAAGAUCCCCCCCCCUUCCCCGUUAUUAUUUUAAACUGCUCUCUUUUUUUUGUAUUCUGUACUGUGAUCCGUUUGCCACCUUAUUCAUGUGAUGAUUUCUAUACAGAUGUUGUAAACUUGACUGUAGUGCAGUAUUUCCAUUAAAAUAUCAGGGCGACUCGUGUCCACA
Sphaerodactylus townsendi is the source of this 6987-nucleotide messenger RNA. RefSeq names its product SIN3 transcription regulator family member A (gene SIN3A). The record is from RefSeq and is a predicted model, not a curated record. Gene Ontology annotation, molecular function: transcription corepressor activity. Gene Ontology annotation, cellular component: chromatin. Gene Ontology annotation, biological process: negative regulation of transcription by RNA polymerase II. NCBI's taxonomy places the organism in Eukaryota, Metazoa, Chordata, Lepidosauria, Squamata, Sphaerodactylidae.